AUGACCGUUCCAUUUAUAAGUGGUAUGCAGCUUGGAAGUGCUUUCGACUAUUCCAAAUUUAAAGUUGGAAAUAACCUGGUUGUGGAUAACGUUCGAAACGAAUCAAUUCAGAGACGUAAUGACAUGUCUUAUAUGAAGUUUAAAAUGAUAAAAAGUCAAAAAGAUAUCAGCGAUGUGUUGGAUGUCUCGGGAGAAUUAUCUGUCAAGGUCAUGGCUGGACUCGUUGAUGUUCAAGGAAAAGGAUCGUACCUGAAAAGUUCAGUGACGAGUGGAAACACUGUGGAAGUUUUGGCGCAAAUUUAUUAUCGCACGGUAAGAUUUCAAAAUUUGUCCGAUAAAUUUAUAUUAUUGUCUGAAAGUGUGUUUUUUUUCGAACCAUAAAUUAUAGAGACUAUAAAAAUAGUGUGUCUGGCGGGAAACAUCAAAGCAAAUAAUAGCCCCACUCGAGGGAAGCGAAAAACAAAUUUCGAACUUUAUUAUAUUCAUUUUGAAAUCAAUGGUGUUUCCUGCAAUCUGAUUAAUGGUUCACAAGAGUGCGAUUUCAGCACGAAUCAUCACAUUAGAGUGCAGAUUUCGGCCAACCAAUCAUAUUUAAUUAUAGGAUUCAAGCAGCCAAUCAAAUGUGAGAAAAAUAUGAUAUGGCAAAUGAGCAAAAACAAAAAAUUUACAUAUGUCGUGAUUUAAAUUUUUUCUAAUACUCUUCAAGAGUGCCUAAGCAAUUUUUUGCACAUAAAAGCAAAACAAUAUGGAUAGCUACAGUAAACUAUCAAAGGAUUUGUAAAGAGAUGUAUUUUUUUGAAAAUUCACAAAUAGUAACAGGCAAAACGCCAACAAAAGCAAAUUUAAAGAAGCGUCUGGUCAAACUCAGGGAAAACAAAAGUAAAUUCGCCAAUCGUAUUUGCAAAUUUUAAACGCACCAAACUCUUUCAAAUCACUCUUAAAACCUACAGUAUGUUUAAACUAACUUGUGUUGUCUCUUAUUCUUUAUAAAUGUCUUCAUUUCUUUGACGUUUUUGCAGUUUAAUUAACAAAAGUUUUACAAAACUAAGUACGUUCAUCUUGUUUGCUUAUUGUUGGAAAUCUACCUUCAGCAUGCCAUUAUGCGUUCAUUACUCGGUGCAUGGACGUAAUUUUUUAUAAUCAUAAAGAUUACGCUUUUGGCUAUUGAGUGUUGAAUGACAUGUUCUUCAGCCUUAAAAAAGAACAAUUGAGUAAGUACGAGUUAAACAAAAAAUGUUUGUCGAAAUCGCGUAUUUACACUGCUGCACCCAAUUAAAGCAGUGCAUAACAAAAGGAAAAGGAAUUAAUCACGAAUGAGUCAUUUUAACAAUGAGUUCAGAGCUGGUUCACAAGAUGUCUAUAAUAAUUAUGCAUACCCAAGUUUUUUAUUUAAGUGAAAUUCAUCAACUUAAUCACGUCAGAAAUGCUUAUCAGCGGUCGUUACUCAACUAUUGUGUAAUGUUCAAUUUAAUUAAACGCCCCGUGCAAGCCCCACGUCACGCACAGUUACCUACGUUAUUCGUUAACUAUCCUACUAACUAGCUACCUUUUGUAACGCCGUUAAUACAGCAGUUUCACGAAAUACACGACUAUCUGAAGCAUACAUUUUGAGAGCAAUAGUUGUCUUUAACAUUUAGGAGCGGCCACUAAUUCACAAUCAGAAACGUCAAAAGGCUCCCGUUGCGUCUAUUUAUAAAAUAAUUAGUCGUUAAAAAGAUAUAUUUAUUCGAUUCCGUCAAAUAAUUGCUUAAUGAAAAAUUGCUAGAAUAUAGUGAUUGUCUUAAAUUGAGAAAUAAAAUAAAUUUACCUCCACUACAAGGUGUACAUGUACUUACCUUUAUGUGUUAGUUCGAUGUGAUUUGAACACGAUCUCUUUUAAUAUCCCCAGUCAUAAGACACAAAGUGUCUCAAAGUGCACAGCCACAGGUAAGGGUAAAUCAUUAAAUUUCAUUUCUCAAUGAAAGACAAUAUUCUGGCAAAUUAUUUGACAAAAACGAAUAAAUAUAUAUUUUAACGACUUAUUUAUUCUAUAAAUAACCUCAACCUGAGUCAUGUUAACGUUUCUGUUUUUGAAUUAUAGUGACCGCCCCUAAAUGUCAAAACCAACUAUUGCUCUCAAACUUUUUGUUUGAGGUGCUCGCGUAUCUAGCGAAACUGCUGUAUCUCGUGUACGUAACUAAACUGAUCACAGUUAAUUAAGGAUUUAACUACAGUUGUUAACGCUAAUUUUAACUACCUGUACGUUUCUAUACAACCGGACAAUGCAGUGAUCAAGUUGACCCGAUGUACAUUCAGGAAGGCUGCAUUAAAUGAAAUUUUAUUACAGGUAACUAAGACGAUUACUGAUGACGCAAUGAUACCGAUAACAGACUGGCGGAACAAAAUCGAUGGUGGCAGACAUUACAUACGCAGUAUUACAUACGGCGGGUAUUUGAUUGCGUCUUUGAAGUAUACCGCGAAGAAAGAUGAAACAAAAGAAGACAUACAAGCAUCGGUUGAAGUAAACGUGAAUACAAAGAAAGUGAAUGUCGGUAUUAAGGGACAGUUCCAGAGUCUUGCAGAAUCUGCUAAUAGCGUUGCUAACUUGAAGAUCUCUUAUACUUCAUCUGAAUUACCAGAUGACACACCCGUUGAUCUGGACUCGAUCCUUAAAGCAAUUUCGGACUUUCCAAACAAGGUUUGUUUAUAUGGGUUCUUCUUUCGCCGGAUAAACUCCCAAACUUAAAAAUAAUUGAUAUAGAAUGCGUACUUGUUCACAAAUCAUGUCUGCACUUUUUAUCACCCAUGCCUUCUCAAAUCCGCCAUAUUGAUUAGAAGUGAGAAAUACAAAGUACCUGAAAUACGUACAUUUCCAGACAUUAAUUAAAUUAACAUGAACUAUUAUGGAACGUAUUAUAUAGUACUGAACGCAUGAGGUUUGCGUUGUGGCGUCAUGUGUUGCAAUGACAACACAACAAUUUUAAAUAUUUAUUUUGGAAAAUAUUUCUGUACAAAAUGACUUACUUCUAACAAUAAAACAAUGAAUUUCCAAAAUGUAUACUGCUGGUAUGUUAUUUUGUGUUCUUGUGCGCUUUGAGUUAAGGUAAAAUUGCAUCUGAAAUGAAUGUUUUGGAAAAGUUCACUCAACUCUGCAGACUUCAAGUAUUAAAACUGCUUUUGGCGAUUAAAAUGCUUUUAACACUUAGGCUAAUAAAACAAAAUAAUUUCAAAUUAUUGAAUAUUUAAAAUAAUUUUUCCCCAAAUAAACAGUUAAAAUGAAAAGGAAAUCUAUGUACGCUUUAUGAACAUUACCCCUAUUACACGGUUAUUUCCCACAGUAUAUCAAUUAGUAUCCUUCUUAUUUCUUGAAGAAAAAAUUGCUUGAAACCUCAUUGUAUGAAACGUUUUUCUAAGUAAAUGUCUCAUAAAAUAUUGCUUAUCCCACUCAACAUUUUUGUGAGAAGUGAGAAGGUCCCCCCCCCCCCCAUACACCCAUGACACGAAAUUCAACAAUUAUUCCAACUGAGUUUAGCAUGUUUAUGGAUACUAUAGGUAAAGCAAAGUAAGAACGGAAUUGGAGUUCCAAUAGAGGUCGAAAUCCGCGAAUUGAAGUAUCUUCAAGGGAACAACGAACUAGACUACGUUGUAAGCGGCCUCAUUGCUGGGAAAGUUCGCAGAUUUGAGGCGAUGUUUGCAGACUUGGAGACGACUUAUGACGCAAUCGACAAGUUGGUCACAGAUCCAAAACACGAAAAAAUGGGUGAUCAACUAGCAGCGAUAUACGGCGAAUUUAAAUCAAAGAUAGACAGAAUAAAACGUGAAUUUUAUAAAGCCGUCAAUAACCUGGACCUUAACGUUGCGUCGGGAGACCUGGAUCAGCUAACGAAAGCCUUUGAAGCCUAUAAAGCCGGCGAUAAGGGUUUCGUCCCUGGGAAAUAUUCCAGGCAGUUCAAACGACUGCAAAAAGAAGAUCCUUUGCCACAGCCUUGGGUAUGUCGUACGUACACAGUAAUUUUAGAAGGGCCAUUUUAG
This is a messenger RNA of Paramuricea clavata, 4011 nucleotides long. Lineage: Eukaryota; Metazoa; Cnidaria; Anthozoa; Malacalcyonacea; Plexauridae. The record is from the annotation of a GenBank genome assembly.